UUGAGCACCAUUCAUGUCAUGAUCCCUCACAACCAACGAGGCAGCAACACACGGGCAUCGUGGCAGCGAAAACUUGCCAAUAGUCUCGCAGAAAUCCUGAUUUGGCAAAGAACCGAGACAGCCGCAAAAACUGAUUCUCGUUUCGUCAGGGCGAUGGACGCACUCAAGGCACUUCCCGAUAGCAUACACAAAGGCAACAUUGAAAAGGGACAGGCGCUCAUACAGCAGUUGCAAACAUCUAUUCGCAAACACCGACAGUUGCUCAACAAUCAUGCUCGUCAACAGGGAUUCCUUGUCGCGUCGUCCUACCAGAUUGACAAGACUUCAAUCACGUUCAAAAUGAUACGGAGAGCUAAAGUGGGAGAUCUCAAGGUGUUGGAACUAUUGGCGCGCAAACACGGCGAUGCACGCACACUCAGACUCAUUGCCAAGCGCCAUUUGGAUCCGGACAAGGCCAUACCGAUGGAAUCCAUUCAGGAAUUGAUAUCCAAUUGGGUUGGUAUUGGUGGUGACGAUGACAAAGAUGAUGAAUUGGCUGCCAUUGAGCUUCAACUACAAGCCAGCAUGGUCCAGGCUACGCUGGACAAGUUACGCUGUCCAGAAACCGACAGACCCGUUCUGGUCACCUGCGUGGGAGCCGAUCGCGACAACAUUGUGUGUGCCAUCCUAGUGGCCGCUAGUGUGGAAAACAGUCGUUUGAGUCUUGCUGGCGAAGUUCAUGAUGUUUCCACGACGGGAAAAUGCAUCGAUUUGCUCAACCAAGUCUUGGUCCAAUCCAAGUUCCUGGUGGACGGAGAGCAAGGAUUUAUGGCGGUUGAGGAAAUCCUAAACAAUAACCUGCGCAAGGAAGACAAAUCCAAGGAGGAUGUCAUUGUGCUCUCGUCAAGAGAUCUGGAGCUCGACGAACACGUCUUGAAGGAAUUUCAGGAAAGGGACCUUACGCUACGUGUCCAUGCAACUUCCAAGCUUGUGGCGGCGCCGACUGGAACGGUGCAACUUUCGCUCAACACGACAAUAUAUGACCGGAUCAAAGCACGACAACCGCUGACGCUAGGGGUUGUCCUGGAUUGCACCGGAAGCAUGGGAGGAGAGAUCGAGGGAUGUAAGAAAGGGGCCCUUAAGCUCAUUUCCACAUUCCAAGAGCUCGCGCCCGUCACCGCGGUCAAUUUUAUGGGAUAUUGGGAUCCGGUCAAUGUAAGCACAGAUCCCCAACCAAAGAGCACGGGAUACUUGAACACUACGAAUCGCCACCACCCAGAGAAUAUGACCGCUCUGACGGAAUUUGUCAAUACCCAGCUCGUCUGUCAGGGAGGAGGAGACGAACCGGAGGACAUUCCCCAAGCCUUGGAAAAGUUUAUUGACGACAUGAAAACAGCCGGUUUGUCAGCUGAUAAGGGUGUCCACAUGCUCUUUUUCAUUGCCGAUGCAGGAUACCGAAGCAACGAGGAGCAUCGAAUGCGAGCGGCACUUGAGAUAUUGAAGAAAUUGGGUGUUGUCCUGGUCAUGUGCAAAGUACGAGGAGGCGGGUCCAUUCAGACCUUGGUGGACCGGUCCAAAGAGUGUUUCCAAGAAGAUGGACAAUUGAUAUUGCUGGGUGGAGUGGGCCAGCUGGCAUCUAUUGCAGCCAGUGUGACUGAAUCCAUCCGAGCAUCACUCUUUCAAUCGAGCAAUGUCGUAUCUGUUACGGCAUCAGUGGGCAGCACAAUUGACGCGAUUGCAAAGCUGGUCAACUUCCAGGAGGAUCACGAGGCCUUGAAAACGAACGAGGAGCUCACAAAGGAUGAGAAAGCGGAGGAUGUCAAAGGAGUGUUUGCGUCCAAGAAAGAAUACACCUUGACCUCUCGUGACCGCCUGUAUCUGCAGCUGUCUCGUCUUCCUCCCUUGUGCCACGAAUCCGUACAGUCGGCAUUUGGGGGCAAGACCCUGCAAGAGCUCUCAGCAGCAGCAAUUGCCAACCGUCUGCGUGCAGAAGGUAUCCCGGUUGUCAAGGUAGAAAAGGCUGGAUAUCCUGAGGAAGUCGUAGAACUUGUGAAGAAUUUGAUGGGAGGACAUGGUGUCAUGCGGGUAGAUGGUUGA
This is a messenger RNA of Seminavis robusta, 2076 nucleotides long. The record is from the annotation of a GenBank genome assembly. Lineage: Eukaryota; Bacillariophyta; Bacillariophyceae; Naviculales; Naviculaceae.